This is a messenger RNA of Sardina pilchardus (European sardine), 2562 nucleotides long. It is a transcript of the gene fstb, whose product is annotated as follistatin b. The coding region runs from base 60 to 1019 and encodes 319 amino acids. NCBI's taxonomy places the organism in Eukaryota, Metazoa, Chordata, Actinopteri, Clupeiformes, Clupeidae. Gene Ontology annotation, biological process: multicellular organism development; cell differentiation. The transcript is spliced from 6 exons. Gene Ontology annotation, molecular function: protein binding. The record is from RefSeq and is a predicted model, not a curated record.
UCGUCAGCAGAAAACUCAGCUGGCUAUCUUAGUCGCUCACUCGUCCCAAUUUGCCUAGGAUGCUACGGUCACUGCAGCUUCGCCAAAGCGUCAUCGCGCUUUUCUUAUGGUUCGCUCAUUUUAUGGAUGAACACAAAGUGCAAGCUGGCAAUUGCUGGCUUCAGCAAGGGAAGAAUGGAAGGUGCCAGGUCCUCUAUAUGUCUGGGAUGAGUCGGGAAGAGUGCUGCAGGGGUGGCCGAUUAGGCACCGCGUGGACUGAGGAGGAUGUGCCUAACAAUACUCUCUUCCGGUGGCUGAUCUUCAAUGGCGGAGCCCCGAAUUGCAUUCCAUGCAAAGAGACAUGUGACAACGUAGACUGCGGUGCGGGAAAGAGGUGCAAGAUGAACAAGAGGGACAAGCCGCGCUGCAUCUGUGCCCCCGACUGCUCCAACCUCACCUGGAAAGGCCCCGUGUGUGGGUCAGACGGCAAGACAUAUCGCACCGAGUGCGCCCUCCUCCGGGCUCGCUGCAAACGACACCCGGACCUGACUGCCCAGUACCAGGGCAAGUGCCGAAAAACGUGCCAUGAUGUUCAGUGUCCAGGAACCUCGACGUGUGUGGUGGACCAGACUAACAGUGCCUUCUGCGUGACGUGCAAUCGCCUGUGCCCCGAGGCUUCACUACCGGAGCAGUACCUCUGCGGGAACGACGGGAUUGUUUAUGCCAGUGCGUGUCACCUCAGGAGAGCCACGUGCAUUCUGGGAAGAUCCAUUGGAGUUGCAUACGAAGGCAAAUGCAUAGAUGCCCGGUCGUGCGAGGACAUCCCCUGUCGCAGCGGGAGGAAGUGCCUGUGGGACGGGCGCACGGGCCGGGGUCGCUGUGCCGCGUGCGAGGAGGCCUGUCCCGAGGGGGGCGCCGGGGAGAGCGUGUGCGCCAGCGACAACACCACCUACACCAGCGAGUGCGCCAUGAAGCAGGCCGCCUGCGAGAAAGGCCUGGUCCUGGAGGUCAAACACUCCGGGUCCUGCAACUGCUUAUAGGCCACUGAACCUACAGACCCUCACACGGUCCCCCCACCUCACCCCCACCCCCCUCCCCCCUCCAUUGCCAACCCUCCCACCCGCUCCAGUGCUGCUCCAUCCUGCGGGGCCCUUGUGCGAAAUCACAUUGCGUAAUCUCACUCGCCGCUGUCCGCCAGUGGAACGAGCCGAGCCGAGCCGAGCCGAGCAGCAGCAGCAGCAGCAGCAGUGACGGCGGCGGCAGCAGAACACAGCCAGCCAACUGAGCGCAGAGAGCAAGAGAGAGAGAGAGAGGAAGAGAGAGAGAGAGAGAGAGAGAGGAGAGAAAAAGAGGCCACGGCAGCCAUUGCCUCUUUUUUCAGAACAGUGAGACUGCUGAUGAUGCAACAGCUCUCUGUGUACAUGCAUACGUUUUUUGCAUAUAUACACACACACACACACACACACACACAUAUAUAUAUAUAUAUAUAUAUAUAAAUAUAUUCCUUCAUGUAGCCAUCUCUGAAGAGUCGGAGGAGGAUGUGGAAGAUGAGGACCAGGACUACAUGGAUUAUACUUACAGUGUCUCCCCUUGUGACCGGAUAGUCCAACAUCGAUAAUGGGACACUCGAGUCUGGCCUACAGAGUCGUGUUUAUAACUGUAUAUACUGCGUGUGCUUAUUUAUUUUACGUGGAAGGAAACAGACACGGUUAUGUCUCAUUGUGUGUUCUGGAUGUCUAUUUAUAAUACACAUUUGUUUUUGUUUUUUUUCUCUUCCUAUUUAUACAUCUGCAGUGGCUGACCGACUGUAUACCUAUAUCUCACAAUUUGUAUAUUACCCUCUAGAGAAAUUUUAUUUAUUAUGAGGUGCAAUGCUACCCAGUGAAUGUUAGAAGUCUUUGGUAAGCUGUAUAUUGCCUAUUUGGUGAUCUGUACAAAUAUUGUAUGCUCUUGUGUUGGUCAUUUUUAUCUCCAGUCUUUGUAAGUGGAAUACAACGUUAACCUGCAUGUGGUUUAUUUAAUGGAAAAUCUGAUGCUCACUAAUAAAUGUAUGGCUAGUGUGAGAAAUGGAUCUGUUUUUGUUUACAAAUCAAAGCUGACCAAAGGGGCUUUGUUCAUGUUUUUUUCUGAUGCAUCUUUUGUCUUCUUUUUUGAAGCAUCUCAUUUUGCAUAAGUGGGUGAUAUUUUGACACUACAAUAGAUUUGUCUUCUUUUCUACAUUAAAUUGUUGAACAUUUUCUUUUGUCUGCUCCACACUUUGGUUGUCUAAAAUGUGCCAUUGAUAAAGCUUGAACACCAUUUAUGCCAAUACUUAUGCAGUCAAUGUUCUGUUCCAUGUACAGCAACAGGACAAAGUUGGUUUAUCAUGAUGUACAGAUGUUAACUCAAUAUCAAUCUUUGCAUUAUAUAUUUUUUUCUCAUUAAUAUAUAUUUUUUCUCUUUAUGUAUUUUUUAAUGUUAUAGAUCAGUUAUAAAUUUAUAGUUUUGUAUUUUUAAUGUAAAUGUCUAAUGUAUAUAAAUGGUUAUGAUGCUUUUUGUAAAGCAAAAAAAUAGUCAUACAGUAAUAAAAAAAAAUGUAUUCCA